GCGGAAGUGCUUGUUUGUGUUUUGGUUCGGAAAGGGAAGUUAAGGCAGAGAGCAGAAGACACGGUGGGAUUAUUAUCACCUGACUGCGAUACCGCAGGGUUUAUUCCGACCUCCCUGGGUCAGAAAUCAGUGUCCUCGAACCGCCGACUGACCUCCAGCUCUUCCUGAAAGAUUGAGGCGUGAGUGCACUCGAAGGAGAAGUGGACGCUGACUGCUGUCAUGGCCAAUCGGGGAGCAGCGACUCGGCCCAGCGGGUCCAACGCAGGCAAUAAGAUCUGCCAGUUCAAACUGGUGCUACUGGGAGAGUCUGCAGUGGGCAAGUCGAGUCUCGUGCUGCGUUUUGUGAAGGGCCAGUUCCAUGAGUUUCAGGAAAGCACAAUAGGAGCGGCCUUCCUGACACAAACGGUAUGCCUGGAUGACACGACAGUGAAGUUUGAGAUUUGGGACACAGCCGGACAGGAGCGCUACCACAGCCUGGCCCCGAUGUACUACAGAGGAGCUCAGGCGGCUAUCGUGGUCUACGACAUCACUAACGAAGAGUCAUUUGCAAGAGCAAAGAACUGGAUAAAGGAGCUUCAGAGACAGGCCAGUCCAAACAUCGUCAUCGCUCUGUCUGGGAACAAGGCUGACCUCGCAAACAAGAGGGCUGUUGAUAUUCAGGAAGCCCAGUCUUACGCAGACGACAACAGUUUGCUUUUCAUGGAGACAUCAGCCAAGACCUCCAUGAAUGUCAACGAGAUUUUCAUGGCUAUUGCUAAACGUUUGCCGAAAAGCGAGCCUCAGGGUUCUGUAGCUGGCAGUGGACGCAGUCCCGCUGUGGUACUAACCGAGACGUCUCCACCUGGCAGAGAGGACUGCUGCGGCAACUAAUGCAAAACAUCCCACCCAUGCAAACUGUUAGCAAGCCAACCAACGCAAGGCCUUGCCCCUCCUCAGACUUGUUUAGGACUGUAACUAAUGACAUGCCCUGCUCUGUUCCAUUGCAUAACUCCGUGAACAAAAGCUAAGCCCUGUCCCUGUGCAUUUCCACACUGCUCUGCCUUCUGAUGGUUAUGGCUCAUGUUCAAACAUUACACUCUGCUUUCACAUCAGGAAAAAACAAACAUUUUCCCUUCUCUAUCAAUCAGCCUUAGGCGACAGGGUGGGGCCUCGUAGUUAACGUAGUAGUAGGGCCUCGUAGUUUUUUUUUUUUUUAAAUAGGAAAAUAUUUUGCAGAUUAAUGAAUGCAUGUUUCACUACAAGGCUUAAACAUGAAGAGAAAAUUCAACAUUAUUCAGUGGCACAAGCAGUGAGCGAGGAUGAGACGGAGUCCUUUUCCUUUCCAGUGCUUCCUGCAGCACGUUCCUGCAGAUGUGGUCCCACUCCACAUCUGUAUGUGCCUCAGUGGCAAUGUGCAAUAGCUGACUGCCCGUGUUUUUUGACUGUACUUCCUAAAAACUCUUCAUGCCAACAAAAUCUCCACCCUGUGUUCACCUGUACACCCGCCACACACUGAAGGUUCUAUUGCCGCAGACUGACUGUGGCCUGACCCGGAAACCUUUACUGAUUUGGGGUUCUGCACACGUGGGGCUCUGUGUUGGCUGGUAUGCGUGUUUGAGAAAGUUGUUUACACUGUAACAGGUGGUAAAAGAUCAUUUGCACCCGCAUUUUGAGCUUGUACAGGUAGACUCGUCCUCUUUGGUCCCCUCUCUUCAUCAGACAUGCUCCUGAUGCUGAACUCUCUCUCUUUCUGGUUUUAAGACACAUGCCUUGCACUAAUUUUGUGUAAAUAUCUGAUAUCUGCUCUAAGUUGUGUGUGUGUGUGGUGAAAUAAGUACUUGGACACUUUUUUUUGUUUGUUUUUUGUUUUCUCAUUCAAUAUACCGUACUUCUAGUGCAUAUAUCCACCUUAAAUUCAACACACACUGUCUUGACUUUGUACUUUCUUGUCCAUAUUUAUGUAUUCAUAAGCAGAAAGGAAGAUAUGUUUAAAAACAAUUGAUUUCGACAAAUAUUUAGACACGACAAAUUCACAACAUUAGUACUUUCCUGCCAAGGGGUUAGGAUUUUGGCCCAUUCCUUUCUUUUUGCAAAUCGUCUUCAGUUCCCCAAGGUUACGAAGCUCCAUCUGAUGGACUCUGUUUCAGAAUCUGGAGGUUGGAUUAGCGAGGCGAGGCAACGCAAACACUUUCAACAUCUUAGAAACCAGCGGCAUGUUUUUGUGGCUCACGGUCUUGUUGAAACGUCCAUCUUCUACGCAGAUUCAGUUUCAUGGCUAAAACUCCUCGAAUGUAUCUGGGUGCAUCACUCCAUUCAUGUUUUCUUUGAUGGUGUGUCAUGCCCGAGUCAUAUUUGUAGAGAAGUAGCCUCUUAUGAUAAUGAUGCUCCCACCACCAUGCUUCACUGUUGGGAUGGUGUUCUUCGGCCCCCUUUUUUAUUUAAGUGGAGGAGUUUUAUGAGGUUUAGGGACUGAUUUGGACUGACAGCUGCUUUCAUGCUGUCCUGUAGGCCUUUUUGAGUGACUGUUGUUUUCUGUUCACCUCCAUCACUACUCUGAGAGUGUAGUGUGCUGAAACUGGAUGUUGUGGUUCCGUGUGUGCUUUAUAAUGUCUCUGAGAACUUGAAGCUUCAUCACCUUCACCAUAAUUAAUGCUCGUUGAAUCAAUUGUACUUUUUACAUUUUUGGUUAUGUUUAUGAAUAUAUCCUUUUUUUCAUAUUUGUAAGUUUGAAGUCAAGACAUUUGUGCUUAAAGUGAAGUGGAAAUAUGCACUGUGUGUGUGUGUGUGUGUGUGUGUGUGUGUGUGUGUUUGCGCGUGUGUACAUAAAUGUAUUAAUUUACUGUAAAUAGGGUGUUGCAAUGUAGUCACCUUUUUCUGUUUACUGUUCCAGAACUAAUGCUUAAUAAGGACUUGGAGUUGUCUAUCAUUAAAACAAAAAUUGUACAGGAA
Messenger RNA from Neoarius graeffei (lesser salmon catfish), 2928 nucleotides. Its product is annotated as ras-related protein Rab-5A. NCBI's taxonomy places the organism in Eukaryota, Metazoa, Chordata, Actinopteri, Siluriformes, Ariidae. The record is from RefSeq and is a predicted model, not a curated record. Bases 220 to 870 code for a protein of 216 amino acids. Gene Ontology annotation, molecular function: GTP binding; GTPase activity. The transcript is spliced from 6 exons.